AUGGCCUCAAAUUCAGUCUCGUUUGUGGCUAAUCCGCAAACUCCUAACAAAUACAAAUAUGCUUCGAAUGAGUUAUCCACCGUGUCUUCCACUUCGUCUUUGCUCUCAGCGGGUUCACCGAUGAUUAACCAGAACACGGACUUAGCACGCUUAGGUUCUUUGCCCUUCCGUUCUGGAAAUUCUAGGGGCAAGACGCAAAAUGGUGAUUUCUUUAGGACGCGCGCCUCAAGGGCCUCUAACUUGGAAGACGACGAUGCCUACAACAUCAGCGAUGUGGGCCAAGAGGGUGUGGACCCUCAACACCGCGAGAGUUUUUCUUCCGGCGGUCUAGAUUCGUCUAGUGAAUGGAUCCUAUUUUCUCCGGGCCCUUCAGAAACGGGAAAGCCCGCAGAGGACCCUUAUUACGACGACGUUUUGAGCACUUCUUUAGAGAAGACCUCUACACGGGAUGCCAACGAUGAGAGUUUUGUUGAUGUACAAGACGAAGGGGACGAUGAUGACUCUUUGAUUGAAGACCUCCAGGAACAUAUUAAUUUUGACAUACCUUAUAGAAAAGAGGAUCUGAACUCUCGAAUCGAUAACUGGCGCAAACAGCAGGUUUCCAUUCUUCUUAAGGAUCUUGCUGGAGACGAGAGUGAACUGGAUGAUGACACAAUCGAGCUCAUCAAGGCCUGGGGGAUUGACGACACUGGAUCGGGAGAUAUCUACCAGAACAUAUGGCUACAGCAAAUACCUGUUAUGGAGACGCAUUAUGGUGACGGCGUACUGAAGAGCUAUUCAAAGGAAGAACUCAAAGUGCUCAGGCAAAUAUUGGUCAAGCUUUCUGGCUCUUUGAGGAGGACCGUUAAGUCCAAAUAUGUCAAACCACAGUUUAGCCAGGCGCCAACGAGAACAACUUCGAUGGCGACAAUCACCGAAGCUUACACGAAUACAGCCAAGAAUCGGGACCCGGAUCAGUUCAUGAACAACAAAAGCCUUCAAAAAUACAUACCCUAUUUUUUGAAAAACCUCAUCAUCACUUCAGACUUGCUGCCACAGUUUGAGCGCUUUGAUGACGAUGACGCAAGCGAAGAUGAGGGAGAGAAAUCAAACACAGAGGAUGGACCUAUGGCCCCCUAUGUUGCGGCUCGCAAAGAAAGCAUAAUAUCUAAUUUUUCCGAGGGGACCAGAAUACGAGCAAGUGAUGGCGGACGCCGGAGAAGCAAAGGGCUUGUCAGGCGCAACAGCAGCGAUAAUUUUUGGGACACAUCUGACCUAAAGAGUGUCAAUUCAAGUAUAUUGACAUACUCGACAGGCAGCAUUGUAGGGUUUUAG
Molecule: messenger RNA, 1314 nt
Organism: Ogataea parapolymorpha DL-1
Lineage: Eukaryota; Fungi; Ascomycota; Pichiomycetes; Pichiales; Pichiaceae
Exons: 1
Coding region: 1-1314 (437 amino acids)
Source: RefSeq, a predicted model, not a curated record